AUGGAGUCAUUUAAACUCUCAUUUACACUUGUUUGUUUCUUUACCCUAGCAAUUCUUCACACCAUCAAUGCCCAAAACUCCCAACAAAAUUACUUAGAUGCUCACAAUGAUGCAGCGCGUACUCCGGUGGGUGUCGCUGACAUCAUAUGGAAUGCCACUCUGGCUACCUAUGCUGAAAACUAUGCUAACCAGAGGAAAACAGACUGCAAUCUUGUCCAUUCUGGUGGACCUUAUGGUGAGAACCUUGCUAUAGGUAGUGGUAACUUCACAGGAACUGCAGCAGUGAAUUUAUGGGUAGCCGAGAAGACUUAUUAUGAUUAUGCCACAAAGACUUGUGCUAGUGGACACGUUUGUGGACACUAUACUCAAGUGGUGUGGCGUAAUUCUAAUCAACUUGGGUGUGCGAGGGUUCAAUGCACUAAUAAUAAUUGGUGGUUCGUUAUUUGCAGCUAUUAUCCUCGUGGAAACAUCAUUGGCCAAUCUCCUUACUAG
Molecule: messenger RNA, 492 nt
Organism: Lactuca saligna
Lineage: Eukaryota; Viridiplantae; Streptophyta; Magnoliopsida; Asterales; Asteraceae
Source: the annotation of a GenBank genome assembly